AGACCAUUCGGACGCAGUGACACUGUAGUACGCACGAUCAUCGUCAGUGCUUUAGCAAAUUUAAAAAAAAUGCAGUGGUUAUGUUUUCUUUUAAUGGUGGCAGUCUCUUACGCCAGUGUUCCGACAACAAGAUUAGUGAAAAAAACAGACGGUGUUAUACCAUCUCCUGUUUUAAUUAGUUUAACGGCUAUAGAUCCUACUGGAUUUAAACUAAGAUGGCAGCCAAUCAAGGGUGCUAUAGCGAAUUCUAUUCUAGGGUACAAGGUGAAAAUUUGGGAGCAACCGUUAGAGAAGGUUUACAAAUACGAAACACUAAAUGGCGUCAAAGUAUUAGUCGAGAAAUAUACUACAGCUAAGUUCCCACUCGAGAGCCAAGUACCAGGCUUUGAACCGGUGAAUGUAAUACUCACUCAAGCUGAUGAGCGUGAAGCUAUAGGUCAAAAUUUGAGAGUAGGCUUGAUAUACGAAUUCAGAGUCCAAGCGUUCACUAAUGAUGGAGAUGGUCCACUAUCGGCGCCAAUGAGACUAAAAUUUUCAUUACCAGGUGGAGUUCAAGGACAUGCAAAGGAAUCUACUCUUUCGAAUACAUCGGAUUCAAAUUAGUGUUAUUAUUUUUCUUAUUCACUCGAUGUUUAAAUAAAUAGCCUUUAUAUGUAAAUAUGAGAGUAUUUUUUCAUUAAAGUUACCUGUAGCAAAUCUCAGGCCUCAUAAUGUCUGAUACAAAAACAAUACUACUUUUGCUUUACAAUAUUAAUGUGGAUUGUAAGACAUUGUCAAAGACUUAAGAAAUAGAACUCUAAAGUUUGUGAAUGAAUAAUCUUACUGAUUGAGGAGCUCUGUGGCAUCUAUUUAUUAAUAAGUUUGUGUUAGACCUUAGUUAAUGAUAUAAAAAAUAAUUCAAUUAGUUUACCUUAAUAAGUGGUCCUAUUUUUGUCUCUUACAAUUACAUAGAAAAUAAAGUUUACGUGUUAACA
This is a messenger RNA of Diatraea saccharalis (sugarcane borer), 974 nucleotides long. The record is from the annotation of a GenBank genome assembly. NCBI's taxonomy places the organism in Eukaryota, Metazoa, Arthropoda, Insecta, Lepidoptera, Crambidae.